Amphimedon queenslandica is the source of this 3386-nucleotide messenger RNA. RefSeq lists its product as uncharacterized. Lineage: Eukaryota; Metazoa; Porifera; Demospongiae; Haplosclerida; Niphatidae. Gene Ontology annotation, molecular function: zinc ion binding. The transcript is spliced from 10 exons. The coding region runs from base 50 to 1765 and encodes 571 amino acids. The record is from RefSeq and is a predicted model, not a curated record. Gene Ontology annotation, cellular component: nucleus.
CGACCAUUGGGCGGGAAUUCCAACGUGACACCACGUGGGUCUCCUGGUCAUGGCCAAUCAAGCAGUUCUGACUAGAUCAGGGAGAAAGAGAGCUGGUCUUGCUCCUCCUUCUCCACUCUUUUGUUCUAAGAAGAAGGAGGCAAAGAUUGCAUUACAGACAGACUCAGGAGGUGAUGAGGAGAAGUCUUGCAAAGACAAUCAACAGCAUCAGGAAAUAUUUAUAUGGGUUCAAUGUGAUAAUUGUCAAAAAUGGAGAAAAAUAGAUAAAAAUGCUACGGUUGGUGAGAUGUGGUAUUGUAGCAUGAAUCCUGAUGUCUCCUUUCAGUCAUGUGACCAGCCUGAGGAGGGAUGCAGUUCGCCAAAGACUGGCUGGUUGUAUGACGGAUUUGUACCAGGUGAACUGGUCUGGGCAAAGUUGAGUGCAUACCCACCUUGGCCAUCAAUCAUUACUCGUGAUCCUUGGUGCUCAAACACUUACGUUUCAGAAGAAGAUGUUGGUCUCCUUUAUCAUGUUGAGUUCUUAGGUAGGACUAGAUCUCACUGUUGGCUUCCACAAGAAAUGGUUGUGCCAUAUGAAGAAAAUUGUAUCAUUGGUGGUAGUAAAACAUGUCCACGACAUAAUUUCAGACAUGAUAAGAGGAUCCAGUAUGCGAUUAGUGAAGCUGAUACUAUGACAAGUUUAUCCAAUGAAGAAAGACUUGGAACUUGUCAGUACACAAUUGCACAGAAGGAGAAAUUGGACAAGUCAAACUGUAAAGCCAGGAAGCAAACAGAAAAGUUAAAUACGAAAUCACAGCUGUCACAAAAAGGAAAGAAUAAAGGUCAUCCACCUUCACAACAGUCCUCAUCUUCUGGUCUUGCCCCUUUGUCUCAAGUCCUAGAUUUAUUGAAAGUUCAGCCUUUACUAAGCAGCUUUCUUCUUCAAAGCAUUGCUACCGAUCCAUCAAAGAUUAAGAAGCAACUUAAAAUUGACACUGCACCUCAGGUACUAAAGAGCGAUGCAAAAGGCACAAAUGCUAAGACGAGUAAUGCAUCAACUCAAUUGAUUACUAAAGAUGCAGCAAUGGUAAACGCUAGAGUUAAAUGUAAUGCUAGCAAACAGCCAUUACAGCCAUCCUCUGCUGUUGCUUUAACCUCAUCAAGGAAUGUGGUAUCCACUAAGACUCGUAUUACUAGACCUAGAAAAAAGAAGAAGGAGGUUUCUACAUCCACCUCAAUACUUCAGUAUUUUGAACCUCAGACGCAGUCAAAGUGUCUAACCCAGACACCAGAAUAUGCGAAAAAAUAUGAAGAUGAUAAUAAUGUUGCCCUAGGAUUGCAGAAUGUGCCUUCUUUAAACAAAAAUGCUACAGCUCCUGUAUGUAAUAAAGGUGUGCAUUUAUUUUUUGUAAUUUUUAAUGAAAAUAAUGACUUCAAAAUAGAAUUGGUUCCUCCUUUUUUCUCUCCCCCUCUCUUUUCUUCACCUGAAACUAAUCAAAUACCUGUCAUUGAUUCAGCAGGAGAUCAAACUGUCCCAGAGUGUAUCUGCUUACAGGAUUUACAGGAAGAUGCAGAGCGUAAUUUGCUUGCGAUUGAGCAGAUGAUGUCUCAAUUUGAUGGAUCUAACAACUUGUCAAACUCUGAAGAUAUUGUUGAUUAUGAAAAGCUAGCAAUGGAGGAAAUGAUACAGAUUGAAGGUUAUAUAUUUCUAAGCUUUUUCUUUAUAACUAAUUCAUUUUUUAUUAACAGAAUUAAUGUCCCAAUUUCCAAAUCCAUAAACACCUAAUUCAUCAAAUUAAUAAUAAUUGUAUUCAUGACAUAUAAUUAAUUAUUUAUGAGCUUAAAAUUUAAUUAUCAAUCUAAUAAUGAACCUCAAUGAUGGCGACCAAGAGUGUCAUUUGCAAGAAAAACAGCAUUUACACGACGUUCUUACCUUCAGAAGCUCCUCCUGCGGCAUUUUUAGUUACCUCUCCAACCCCUACAAGUGGCCCUACCGCUACAUGAUCCUAUUCCUCAUCUGUUUUAUACGCUUUGGCUGUAACUACCUGUACGAUAUUCCUGGGAGCCUCGAGGGAGUCAUCAUUGAAGUAAUGAACCUGGAUACUACCAGUUACAACCUCAUAUACUCCGUCUACUCUUGGUCUGUAGUUGUAGCCGCUUGUGUUGGCGGGUUUAUCGUGGAUAAAUUCCUUGGCCUAAGACUAGGCCUCCUUAUAUUUAUUGUAGCCACAAACGUUGGUCAAGGGAUAAUAGUCCUUGGACUCACGACCAAUACCUAUUGGUUGUUGCUACUCGGUCGUCUCUUUAUGGGCCUAGGUGGAGAGGUUACUCUGUUUGUCUGUGAUGCUCUCACUUCCCUUUGGUUUGGAGGUGGACGUGAGCUCAGCUUUGUGUUUGCUAUCAUUGCCAUGUCUAAUCGUUUGGGCGGUGCUUCUUCCCUGUAUGCCAAUGAGCCACUGUACAAUUCCCUUAGAUCAGUUGGUGACAAUACUCAUCGUCUUGGCUAUGUCUUCCUAAUUGAUAUGUCUCUCUCUCUUCUUGGUAUAAUCUUUGGCGGUGUUAUCUUCCUAAUGGACAAGAGAGCAGAGAGAUGCAUCAUUGAAAGACAACUAACAAACAAAAAGAAGAGAUCCUUUUCCUUGAAAGACUUGAAAUCCUUCCAUCUCAACUACUGGCUAAUUGCAUUCACUUGUGCAUUUUAUUAUUCUGCCUACUAUCCACUUGUUACUAUCGGGCAGCUCUUUUAUAGUAACAAGUUUGGUUUGAGCACUAACGAGGCAAACAUUGCCAACAUGCUGAUUUACUUGGUUACCAUUAUUGGCCCUUUGAUAGGAUUAGUCGUUGGUUUUGUCGGUUUUCCUUUGCUCUGGGGUCUUGUUGGCAACACGCUAGCUAUAACAAUGCAUGGGAUUUUAGCUCUUUCUGGCGGUUAUUCUUACUUUCCAUUCCUCAUUUCCCCUUUUCUUGCCAUAGCAUAUGUCUUGUUCCACACAACCGUGUAUCCCUCAGUUUCUUUAGUUGUAGAUCAUGACAAAUUGGCAACUGCCUUUGGUCUAAUGAUUUCAUUGUUAAACUUGGGAUACUCCAUUGUCGAUAUCAUAAUUGCAUACAUCAUUGACAACAGAGGUUAUUUUCUGAUGGAAGCCUUCUUUAUUGCUUCCCAAGGAGUAGGCAUAUGUCUUUUGGUGAUACUAAUAAUUCGCGUGGCACUCAGUGGAAAGAGCAAAUUAUUAAUGUCUGGCUGUGAAGCAAGGCAUUUAGAAAAGGAGGCAAAAGAAAUGUAGAAUUUUUAUGGAAUUUUUUUGUGUUGUGUACAUUUUGAUAAUUGUGUUUAGUUUAUAAUUAUUUUUGACAUCGUGAUAAUUAUUAUUAUAACCAAUCUAUGAUAAAAAACAUUAAGUACAAAA